This is a messenger RNA of Manis javanica (Malayan pangolin), 3167 nucleotides long. The record is from RefSeq and is a predicted model, not a curated record. Lineage: Eukaryota; Metazoa; Chordata; Mammalia; Pholidota; Manidae.
GCUCGCCGGUGUCCCCGCCAGCAACCCGGACCCAGCGGCCGGCGUCCCCGCCGCCGCCCGGACCCAGCGCCCUAGCAGUGUCCCCGCCAGUGUCCCCGCCUCCGCCCGGACCCGGCGCCCACCUGCAGGAAGCAGCCAUGUCACCAUUUCUUCGAAUUGGUUUGUCCAACUUUGACUGCGGGUCCUGCCAGCCGUGUCAGGGAGAGGCUGUUAACCCUUACUGCGCUGUGCUGGUCAAAGAAUAUGUGGAGUCGGAAAAUGGGCAGAUGUAUAUCCAGAAAAAGCCAACCAUGUACCCGCCCUGGGACAGCACUUUCGACGCCCACAUCAACAAGGGAAGGGUAAUGCAGAUCAUUGUGAAGGGCAAGAAUGUGGACCUGAUUUCCGAAACUACAGUGGAGCUCUACUCCCUGGCUGAGAGAUGUAGGAAGAACAAUGGGAAGACAGAAAUAUGGUUAGAGCUGAAACCUCAAGGCCGAAUGCUAAUGAAUGCAAGAUACUUUCUGGAAAUGAGCGACACAAAGGACAUGAGUGAAUUUGAGACUGAGAGCUUCUUUGCUUUGCAUCACCGCCGAGGAGCCAUCAAACAGGCCAAGGUCCACCAUGUCAAGUGCCAUGAGUUCACCGCCACCUUUUUCCCACAGCCCACGUUUUGCUCUGUCUGCCAUGAGUUUGUCUGGGGUCUGAACAAGCAGGGCUACCAGUGUCGACAAUGUAAUGCGGCAAUUCACAAGAAGUGUAUUGAUAAAGUUAUAGCGAAGUGCACAGGAUCAGCUAUCAAUAGCCGAGAAACCAUGUUCCACAAGGAGAGGUUCAAAAUUGACAUGCCGCACAGAUUCAAAGUCUACAAUUACAAAAGCCCGACCUUCUGCGAGCACUGCGGGACCCUGCUGUGGGGGCUGGCCAGGCAAGGCCUCAAGUGUGAGGCAUGUGGCAUGAACGUCCAUCACAAGUGCCAGACAAAGGUGGCUAACCUUUGUGGCAUAAACCAGAAGCUAAUGGCUGAAGCACUGGCAAUGAUCGAGAGCACUCAGCAGGCUCGCUGCUUAAGAGAUACGGAACACAUCUUCAGGGAAGGCCCAGUGGAAAUUGGUCUCCCAUGCUCCAUGAAGGGUGAAGCACAGCUGCCAUAUAUACCAGCACCGGGGAAAAGAGAGCCUCAGGGAAUCUCCUGGGAGUGUCCCUCGGAGGAGACGGAGAAAGUGUGCCAUCAUCCAGAACCUGAACUGAACGUAGAAAAACCAUCUCUACAUAUGAAAUUAAAAAUCGAGGAUUUUAUCUUGCACAAAAUGUUGGGGAAGGGAAGUUUUGGCAAGUUUCGAGUUCACUCUUUGUACUGUACAUUCCAGACCCAGGAAAACCUCUUUUUUGUGAUGGAGUAUCUCAAUGGAGGAGACUUAAUGUACCACAUCCAGGCCUGCCACAAGUUUGAUCUCUCCAGAGCAACGUUUUAUGCUGCUGAAAUCAUUCUUGGUCUGCAGUUCCUCCAUUCCAAAGGAAUUGUCUACAGGGAUCUGAAGCUAGAUAAUAUCCUGUUAGACAAAGAUGGACAUAUCAAAAUAGCGGACUUUGGAAUGUGCAAGGAGAACAUGCUCGGAGACACCAAGACAAACACUUUCUGCGGGACCCCUGACUACAUCGCCCCGGAGAUCUUGCUGGGUCAGAAAUACAACCACUCUGUUGACUGGUGGUCCUUCGGCGUCCUCCUCUACGAAAUGCUAAUAGGUCAGUCGCCAUUCCAUGGGCAAGAUGAGGAAGAGCUCUUCCACUCCAUACGCAUGGACAACCCCUUUUAUCCACGAUGGCUUGAAAAGGAGGCUAAAGACCUUUUAGUGAAGCUCUUCGUGAGAGAACCGGAGAAGAGGCUGGGCGUGAGGGGAGACAUCCGCCAGCACCCUUUGUUUCAGGAGAUCAACUGGGAAGAGCUGGAAAGGAGGGAGAUUGAGCCGCCCUUCCGGCCCAAAGUGAAAUCACCGUAUGACUGCAGCAAUUUUGACAAAGAAUUCUUAAAUGAGAAACCCCGGCUGUCACUGGCUGACAGAGCACUGAUCAACAGUAUGGACCAGAAUAUGUUCAAAAACUUUUCCUUCAUUAACCCAGGGAUGGAGAGGCUCAUAUCCUGAUUCAUCUCCCCACACACACAAAGGAAUUGGCCUUCUGUGAACCGGUUCAAGCGACACUGCGUGGGUUCCUUUCCAAUGUGGAAAAGAAAAGAAACACUCAACGUUAAAGGCUGAAGCCUGUUAGCUCCUCACUGACCUUGUAGCAGAAACCAAGUCUACUUCACUAACGACAGCCCCUGUGGAUCUCUCUCGUCAUCUCCCACAGCUGCUGGGAGUUUGGUCAAUAGUAACCAGAGUUAUUACUUGAAAGAUGAGUCUCACACUGUGAAAGAUUUGAGAACUUAGAAGCACCCUAAAUGCUGGCCCUUCCCUUGGGCGCCAACUGCUGAUUGAUGACAUACUAGAUGACUCAAGGAGCAGAGAACAAACUUCUCAAGACUGAAACAGCACCUGCCUGGUUGGUAGUGGAUUUCAUUCAGCCACAGUCAAGUAACCACUAGUGCAUUUUAUUUCUGUUCACAUCUGUGGAAGUGCAAAUGGUUGGGGGGAGCCCUGAAUAGGUUUUUAUGGGGAUUCUUCACAAUAAACAUAACUUGUAACUUGCAGUUUACAAAUCCAUUCAUUCUGACAAGCCAUGAAAUUCACAGGAAAGAAGAAGAUGGCUAGUGGGAAGAGCCCAUGUUACUGAUACAGAAGGUGUAGUGGAACAUCUCUGGUUAUCUUGUCAACACAGAUAUUAGUGUCCAACAAAGACAGAUACAUUUCCCUCCUCCAACAACACCUUUCCAGCCAUCCAGUCUCAGUUGAUAUCAAUUAUCAGUAGUCGUCACUCAUGACCAUCUUCUCAUUAUAACGAGGAAAAAUGAAGUGCAAAGAAAGCCAGCCCCUUAUCAGACCUUUGGUGAUGAAGACUCACAAGGCUCUCUUUAGGUGAUUCAUUCAUCAAAUGACCCACGCAUGCUACUUGUAGCAGCCAGUCUUAUUUAAUUAGAAUUCCAGCUGUACCUUUUUAGGUAUCUGUGUGUCUGUCUUAUUUUGAUUAAAUGUUAUGACUUAAUGACAAAGAGGUGGAUAUGUAGAAAUGGAAUAAAAGGAAAAAAGAAA